UUAGUUUAAAUGAAGUGCACAUUGAUAUUUGCUAUAAUUUGGACUGCUCUCUGUCGGAGUUUCUCACUCUGAGUCUCCAAAUUACAGCUGUGUGAAGUUCCUCCACCACUGAACACUUUCAUCCAACACCUCUGUCCCAACCCGACGGCAGGAUGAGUAAGAAGCCCCAGAGUGAGGAUGAGAAGUUCCUCUUUGCCGAUAAGGAUUUCUUCAACAGCCCGGUGGCACAGGCUGACUGGGCCGCCAAGAAGUUGGUGUGGGUUCCAUCAGAGAAACAUGGCUUUGAGGCAGCCAGCAUGAAGGAGGAGAAGGGCGACGAGGUGCUGGUGGAACUGGUAGACAAUGGCAAGAAGAUCACUGUCAAUAAGGAUGACAUCCAGAAGAUGAACCCACCCAAGUUCAGUAAGGUGGAGGACAUGGCCGAGCUCACCUGCCUCAACGAGGCGUCGGUUCUCCACAACCUGCGUGAGAGAUACUUCUCUGGCCUCAUCUAUACAUACUCUGGUCUCUUCUGUGUUGUGGUGAAUCCUUAUAAAAUGCUGCCGAUUUACUCAGAGAAGAUCAUCGACAUGUACAAGGGCAAGAAACGUCAUGAGGUUCCUCCACACAUCUAUUCCAUCACCGACAAUGCCUACAGGAACAUGAUGCAGGAUCGAGAGGACCAGUCUAUUCUCUGCACAGGUGAAUCUGGUGCAGGUAAAACAGAGAACACUAAGAAGGUGAUUCAGUAUUUGGCUGUUGUGGCAUCAUCACAUAAAGGCAAGAAAGACACAAGCGCUCCACAUUCAGGACAGCAGUUGGCCUAUGGGGAGCUGGAGAAGCAGCUUCUGCAGGCCAAUCCUAUUCUGGAGGCGUUCGGUAACGCCAAGACCAUCAAGAAUGACAACUCGUCACGAUUCGGUAAAUUCAUCCGGAUUAACUUUGAUGUAACAGGCUACAUUGUUGGAGCAAACAUCGAAACCUACCUGCUGGAAAAGUCACGCUGUAUCCGACAAGCUAAAACCGAAAGAGCUUUCCACAUCUUCUACUACAUGGUGGCAGGAGCCAAGGAAAAACUGCGUGAGGAGCUCCUGCUGGAGAACUUCAAUAAUUACCGCUUUCUGGUAGCGGGACACGUCCAGGUCCCGGGGACACAGGACGAUGAGAUGUACGAUGAAACAAUGGAAGCAAUGAAUAUCAUGGGCUUCAGUGAUGAGGAGAGGACAGGAAUCCUGAAGGUGGUGUCGACUGUGCUGCAGCUUGGCAACAUCGAGUUUAAAAAAGAAAGGAACCAGGAGCAAGCCACCAUGCCCGACAACACCGCUGCACAGAAGGUCUGUCACCUGUCUGGCAUCAAUGUGACAGAUUUCACUCGUGCCAUCCUGACACCACGCAUUAAAGUCGGGCGAGAGGUCGUACAGAAAGCACAGACCAAAGAGCAGGCUGAUUUUGCAGUGGAGGCUUUAGCAAAGGCGACGUAUGAGCGUCUGUUCCGGUGGAUUCUUGGACGUGUCAAUAAAGCUCUAGAUAAAACUAAACGUCAAGGAGCGUCUUUCCUUGGCAUCCUGGAUAUCGCCGGCUUUGAGAUCUUCGAGGACAACUCGUUUGAGCAGCUGUGUAUUAAUUACACUAACGAGAAGCUGCAGCAGCUCUUCAACCACACCAUGUUCAUCCUGGAACAGGAGGAGUAUCAGCGCGAGGGCAUCGAGUGGAACUUCAUCGACUUCGGUCUGGACCUGCAGCCCUGCAUCGAGCUCAUCGAAAGGCCGUCAAACCCCCCAGGUAUCUUGGCCCUGCUGGAUGAGGAGUGUUGGUUCCCUAAAGCUACAGAUGUGUCUUUCGUUGAGAAGCUCACAAACCAACAUGUUAAUCAUUUGAAAUUCGCCAAACCCAAACAGCUAAAGGACAAAACUGAGUUCUCAGUGCUGCACUACGCUGGCCGGGUGGACUAUAAUUCUGUAGCAUGGCUGACAAAGAACAUGGAUCCCCUGAACGAUAACGUUACUGCACUGCUCAACAACUCCUCCUGUGUAUUUGUGCAGGAUCUGUGGAAGGACGUGGACCGUGUGGUGGGACUGGACACGAUCGCAAAGAUGUCGGACAGCUCCAUGCCAAGUUCCUCUAAGACAAAGAAAGGAAUGUUCCGUACCGUCGGCCAGCUCUACAAAGAGUCUCUCGCCAAACUGAUGACCACGCUUCACAACACACAGCCCAACUUCGUCCGCUGCAUCAUCCCCAAUCAUGAGAAAAGGGCGGGUAAGCUUGAUGCUCACCUGGUUUUGGAACAGCUCAGGUGUAAUGGUGUGUUGGAGGGAAUCAGGAUCUGCAGACAGGGCUUCCCCAACCGCAUCGUCUUCCAGGAGUUCAGACAGAGGUAUGAGAUUUUGGCAGCCAACGCCAUUCCAAAGGGCUUCAUGGAUGGAAAACAGGCCUGCAUACUGAUGAUUAAGCACCUGGACCUGGACCCUAAUCUGUACCGUAUUGGUCAGAGUAAGAUCUUUUUCAGGACUGGAGUUCUGGCUCAGCUGGAGGAGGAGCGUGACCUCAAGAUCACCGUCAUUAUUAUUGCCUUCCAGGCCCAGGCCCGUGGCUUCCUCGCCAGAAAGGCAUUUGCUAAGCGUCAGCAGCAGCUCACGGCGAUGCGAGUGAUCCAGAGGAACUGUGCUGCUUAUCUGAAGCUCAGGAACUGGCAAUGGUGGAGACUCUUCACUAAGGUGAAGCCUCUACUCCAGGUAACACGGCAGGAGGAGGAGCUUAGUGUGAAAGAGGAGGAGCUUCAGAAAGCCAAAGAUUCGGCACAGAAGUUUGAGACAGAGCUGAAAGACAUUACACUGAAACACACACAGCUGGUGGAGGAGAGGAACGCGCUGCAGGAGCAGCUCCAGGCUGAGACUGAGCUUUAUGCUGAGGCAGAGGAGAUGCGAGUACGUUUAGCUGCUAAGAAGCAGGAGCUGGAGGAAAUCCUUCAUGAAAUGGAGGCACGGCUGGAGGAGGAGGAGGACCGGAGCGCCACCCUGCAGGUCGACAAGAAGAAGAUGCAGCAGCAGAUCCAGGAACUGGAGGAACACCUAGAGGAGGAGGAGGAUGCUCGGCAGAAGCUGCAGCUGGAAAAGGUCACCUGUGAGGGAAAGAUCAAGAAACUGGACGACGACCUGCUGGUGAUGGAGGACCAGAACAACAAACUGCUGAAGGAGAGGAAGCUGUUAGAGGAGCGUGUUGCUGAUUUUAGUACUAAUCUGGCUGAAGAAGAGGAGAAAUCUAAAAACCUGACCAAGCUCAAGAACAAGCACGAGUCCAUGAUCUCAGAAUUGGAAGUGCGUUUGAAGAAAGAAGAAAAGACACGCCAGGAGCUUGACAAGCUCAAGAGGAAGCUGGAGUCAGAGUCAAAUGACUUGCAGGAACAGAUUGCAGACCUGCAAGCGCAGAUCGCUGAGCUAAAGGCUCAACUCGCUAAGAAGGAGGAGGAGCUACAGGCUGCAUUAGCACGGCUGGAGGAUGAGACAGCACAGAAGAACAAUGCAUUGAAGAAGAUCCGCGAGCUGGAGGGCAUCAUCUCAGACCUGCAGGAGGACCUGGACUCAGAACGAGUGGCCCGAAACAAAGCAGAGAAAACCAAGAGAGACCUAGGGGAGGAGCUGGAGGCUCUGAAAUCUGAGCUGGAGGACACGCUAGACACCACGGCCACUCAGCAGGAGCUCAGGGCAAAACGUGAACAGGAAGUGACCCUGCUGAAGAAAGCCAUAGAGGAGGAGAGCCGAAACCACGAGGCUCAGGUGCAUGAGAUGAGACAGAAACACACACAGGCUGUGGAGGAGCUCACAGAACAGCUAGAACAAGCCAAGAGGGUGAAGACGAACCUGGAGAAGGCAAAGCAGGCUUUGGAGAAGGAGACAUCGGAGCUAAGUGUGGAGAUCCGCUCACUCUCUCAGGCCAAACAGGACGUGGAGCACAAGAGGAAGAAAGUGGAGGGACAAUUAGCAGAUCUGCAGUCCCGCUUCAAUGACAGCGAGAAACAGAAAGCUGAGCUUGGAGACCGAGUGUCCAAGAUCACUGUGGAGCUGGAGAGCGUCACCAACCUGCUAAAUGAGGCUGAGGGGAAGAAUAUUAAACUGAAUAAGGAUGUGGCCAGCCUGAGCUCUCAGCUCCAAGACACACAGGAGCUGCUGGCUGAAGAGACGCGUCAGAAACUGCAGUUCUCCACUAAACUGCGUCAGAUGGAGGAUGACAGGAACAACCUACAGGAGCAGCUGGAUGAGGAAACCGAGGCCAAGAGGAAUGUUGAGAGACACGUCUCCACCCUCAACAUCCAGCUGUCAGACUUUAAGAAGAAGCUGGAUGAGGUGUCAGGAAACGUGGAGCUGCUGGAGGAGGGUAAGAAACGUCUGCAGAAAGACCUGGAAGCAUCAAACACCCAGCUGGAGGAGAAGUCUGCUGCCUACGAGAAACUGGAGAAGACCAAAAACAGACUGCAGCAGGAGCUGGAGGACAUUCUGAUGGACCUGGACCACCAGAGACAGCUUGUCUCCAACCUGGAAAAGAAGCAGAAGAAGUUCGACCAGAUGCUUGCGGAGGAGAAGAGUGUGUCGUGUAAGUAUGCAGAUGAGCGGGACCGUGCAGAGGCAGAGGCGCGAGAGAAGGAGACAAAGGCGUUGUCCCUGGCGAGGGCACUGGAGGAGGCACAGGAUGCACGUGAGGAGCUCGAGAGAGCCAACAAAGCCUUACGGGGUGAGAUGGAGGACCUGAUCAGCUCCAAGGAUGACGUGGGCAAGAACGUUCAUGAGCUGGAGAAGUCAAAGCGUGGUCUGGAGCAGCAGGUGGAGGAGAUGAAGACACAACUAGAGGAGCUGGAGGACGAGCUGCAGGCUGCAGAGGACGCAAAACUACGCCUGGAAGUGAACAUGCAAGCCCUUAAAGCGCAGUUCGAGCGAGACCUACAGGGACGAGAUGAGCAGGGAGAGGAGAAGAGGAAACAGCUGAUAAAACAGGUGCGCGAGCUGGAGACGGAACUGGAGGACGAGCGAAAGCAGAGAGUCGCUAUGGCUGCAUCCAAAAAGAAGAUGGAGGGAGACAUAAAAGACCUGGAAGGACAGAUAGACACAGCCAAUAAAAACAGAGACGAGGCCAUCAAACAACUGCGCAAACUACAGGCUCAGAUGAAGGACUUUCAGCGGGAGCUGGAUGACACCCGCACUGCUCGAGAGGAAGUUCUCGCCACCGCUAAAGAGAGCGAAAAGAAGGCCAAGAACCUGGAGGCGGAGCUCAUGCAGCUUCAGGAGGACUUGGCUGCUGCAGAACGAGCGAAGAAGCAGGCUGAAGCUGAGCGUGAUGAACUCGCUGAUGAACUCGCCAGCAACACAUCUGGAAAGUCUGCUCUGAGUGAUGAGAAACGACGUUUGGAGGCCAAGAUCGCACAACUGGAGGAGGACCUGGAGGAGGAACAGAGCAACAUGGAGAUGAUGAACGACAGAAUGAGAAAGAGUGCUCAGCAGGUGGACCAACUGACAAGCGAGCUGCAGACAGAGAGAACGACUUCACAGAAGAAUGAGAGUGCACGUCAACAGCUGGAGAGACAGAACAAGGAACUGAAGGCCAAACUGCAGGAGAUGGAGAACCAGGUGAAGUCCAAGUUCAAGUCCUCCAUUACUGCUCUGGAGGCUAAAGUGGCACAGCUGGAGGAACAGUUAGAGCAGGAGAACAGGGAGAAACAGGUGACAAGUAAAGCAAUGCGUCAGAAGGAGAAGAAGCUGAAGGACCUGAUCAUGCAGGUGGAGGACGAGAGGAAGCAGGCUGAGCAAUACAAAGAACAGGCAGAAAAGGCGAACUCACGGGUGAAGCAGCUGAAGCGGCAGGUGGAGGAGGCGGAGGAAGAGUCUCAGCGCAUCACUGCCGCUCGCCGCAAACUGCAGAGAGAACUGGAGGAGGCGACGGAGACAAAUGACUCACUGAGCAGAGAGGUGACAUCACUGAAGAACAAACUGAGGCGUGGUAAUGAGACUCCAUCAUUCACUAGUGGUGGGCGGCGGACAGUUGGGAGGCGGGGCAUGAUUGAUGCUGACGCUAAUGAGGAUGAUGCUGACUCUCAGGGCGACUACAAUGGCACCAAAUCAACUGAAUAAACACACACACACACACACACACACACAUACUGCUUCACCAUGAAUGAGCACUGCUGUUUGAUUGAACAGUUUAACUUGAGUUCUUGAGCUCAUUCAGAGUUUUUUUCACCUUUAAUCGUGUAAUUCUGGCAAAAAAAAAUCAACUUUUUUAUUCUAAAGUAACAGAUUUCGGAUUUUAGAUUACUUAUUAAUUUAAGAUGACCGUAAUGUUCAGUAAGACACUCAGAAAUGGGUAAAAUUAAGCUUUAAUGGAACUAUUAUGCAAAUGAAUCCUGAGCUUUAAUUAGCAUAUGGAGUGUGUGUACGUUAAUAAUGGAACAUAUUUAUUCUGCGCUUUUAUCUGUUUCCUGUUUGUGUUUAUCUUCACUUUCCCCAAAAUGUUCACUGCGUAGUGCACUAUUGUGUAGUCAUGUCAGAGAACCAGACACACUCGUGAAUACCCAUAAUGCACUGCAGCAGCUUAGUGUUGGAUCCUCACACUGAAAUCCCAUAAUGCACUGUGUCCUGAAAUCCCGAAGCAGAAUACAAGGCAGGAAAUUAUCCAGUAAGCACAUUUAACACACUUCAGACAAAUUUACACACCUACAGAUAAAAUAUUUUAUUUUGCCAUAAAGCUGUUAUUUACACAAAUCAGGUAUUUUAGAAUUAAUUCUAUUGCACUUUAAUCGAAUGUCACUGUUCUACUGUAACUGAGACCUGAAACCUUACAGACACUCUAUUACAUGUUUAUAGAUGAUGAAUAAACCACUGGACAUUUUUAACUCUCUGAUCAGGUUGUUAUUAAACACAAUGAUUAUUAAAUUCCCUGGAAUGUAAUUCUACUUCCUGUCCACGUUCACCUGAAUGUCCUCUGUGUUUAAAUACAUCACUGUUUUGUGACCCACAUGCACAAUGAAAUAAAAAGUGUGAAAACCAAA
This is a messenger RNA of Neoarius graeffei (lesser salmon catfish), 7012 nucleotides long. It is a transcript of the gene myh11a, whose product is annotated as myosin, heavy chain 11a, smooth muscle. Bases 153 to 6095 code for a protein of 1980 amino acids. Gene Ontology annotation, cellular component: myosin complex. Gene Ontology annotation, molecular function: ATP binding; cytoskeletal motor activity; actin filament binding. The record is from RefSeq and is a predicted model, not a curated record. The transcript is spliced from 42 exons. NCBI's taxonomy places the organism in Eukaryota, Metazoa, Chordata, Actinopteri, Siluriformes, Ariidae.